Molecule: messenger RNA, 1449 nt
Organism: Drosophila arizonae
Lineage: Eukaryota; Metazoa; Arthropoda; Insecta; Diptera; Drosophilidae
Product: very long chain fatty acid elongase 7
Biological process (GO): very long-chain fatty acid biosynthetic process; sphingolipid biosynthetic process; fatty acid elongation, polyunsaturated fatty acid
Cellular component (GO): endoplasmic reticulum membrane
Molecular function (GO): fatty acid elongase activity
Source: RefSeq, a predicted model, not a curated record
GCAUCCAGCGAGCCGUCAGUUGGCUUAAAAGCGUGCAAGGCAAAGCAUCGCGUUAACGAAACGGUAAACGUUACCAAAACCGUUAAGUGUUUGUUGUCACGGUGUGUGUGUGUUUAUGUGUGUAUGUGUGCGGCCAAUGUUUCUGUGAUUAUCUAAUCGUCGUAAACACAGCAAAAUACUUACAAACAUAUAUAAAACCAACAUAAAUACAUAAUUAAAAAAAGCCAGGCCAACGCCAAAAAUAAUAAUAACAAAGAAAAACGAACAACUUUCCAAAAUUAAACAUACAUACAAACACAUUUAUAUCAAGAAAUAAGAAACUAUAACGAAUAUCACAAAAAGUCAGCUCGCGGCAUCUACAACACCUGCAAUAACAGCCACAACAUGGACGUACUCAUGCAUGAUGUGUUGCACUGGUAUAGAGACCUGAUGGACAACAAAAGCGAUCCGCGCGUCAAAAAUUUCUUUAUGCUCUCCUCGCCUCUGCCCACGCUGUUUCUGUGCCUCUUCUAUGCAUAUUUCAGUAAAUCUCUGGGGCCGCGGCUAAUGGCCAAUCGUAAGCCGAUGGAUCUGCGCAAGGUGCUCGUCUACUACAAUGCGGUGCAGACCAUCUUCAGUGCGUGGAUAUUUUACGAGUACUUAAUGAGCGGCUGGUGGGGCCACUAUAGCUUAAAAUGCCAGCCCGUCGACUACAGCAACAGUCCCAUGGCCAUGCGGAUGGUCAAUAUCUGCUGGUGGUAUUACAUAUCAAAGUUCACAGAAUUCUUUGACACGCUCUUCUUUAUACUCCGCAAGAAGAAUGAGCACGUAUCAACGUUGCAUGUCAUACACCACGGCUGCAUGCCGUUCUCGGUGUGGAUGGGCCUUAAGUUUGCACCGGGUGGUCACAGUACUUUCUUUGCCCUGCUCAACUCGUUUGUACAUAUUGUUAUGUAUUUCUAUUAUAUGAUUGCUGCCAUGGGUCCAAAGUAUCAGAAGUUUAUCUGGUGGAAGAAAUACCUAACCACCUUCCAAAUGGUGCAAUUUGUGGCCAUAUUUACGCAUCAGUUCCAGCUUUUGUUCCGCGACUGUGAUUAUCCCAAGGGCUUCAUGGUCUGGAUUGGACUGCACGGCGUGAUGUUCCUAUUCCUAUUCUCUGAUUUCUACAAGGCUAAGUAUCUGAAUGCAAAGCGUCGACGCCGCGAGGCAGUCAAAGUCAAUGGCCAUGCCAAUGGCGUCUACACGAAUGGCAAAGUCAAGCAUUUAGGCAACGGAGAUGCCCCGCUCCCUGCCAAUGGCACCAACAAGGGUGCCUGUAUGCCCGUUUUGGACGAUGAAUAUGUGAAUAGCAACGGGCAUGCGAAUGGCUUUAAGGAUGGUUACUUCAAGGAGGGCGUACUCUCAACCAACGAUGCCAUCUUGAAUCCGGACAGCAGUAGCUCUAGUCUGCACCAGCGCAAAGUCAAAUAA